AUGUCUGCAGCGCCCGGAGUUUUGUGUUCAAUUUGCAUGGAAUGCUUCAAUAAGGAUGACUGUGUAGACAGUAAAAUCUGCGGGCAUAUGUAUCAUAGUACAUGCAUUCAGAAUUGGCUCACUAGAUCGAAGCAAUGCCCGAAAUGCCGUAUGAAAUGCCGAGGCACUCGCAAAUUGUUCCUUGAUUUCGAUGAUACUGGAGAUGAGGCAGCAAAGCAAUUCGAAAAGCAUUAUCUCGUUUUACAAAAAGAUUACACGGAAGUCAAUGAAAGCAAUAAACAGAUUAAGGAAGAAAAUCGAGUCGACUUUAAUGUCCCAAUUAAAGAUGGUAAAGUUGUGUGUAAUCAACGUAUUUUAGCCGCUUUAGACAGCGUGAAGUAUACUUUUUCGGAAAACGCCAAAUCUGUUGUUUUAAUGUCUCACUUUAGCCGCCCUGACGGUAAUAAAAAUCCUAAAUAUACAUUAUCACCUGUGGCUGAAGAACUGAAAACUUUACUGGGUAAAGAAGUGGUUUUCUUGAAUGACUGUGUUGGCUCAGAGGUAGAGGAGAAGUGUAAGGAUCCAGUAGAAGGCAGUCUUAUACUAUUAGAAAAUCUUUGCUUCCAUGUGGAAGAAGAGGGCAAGGGUGUCGAUAAUAGUGGAGCUAAGGUUAAGGCUGAUGCUGAGAAGGUGAAGGCUUUCCGUGAAAGCUUGUCCAAGUUAGGCGAUGUUUACAUAAACGACGCCUUGGGCACAGUCCAUCGCCCUCAUAGUUCCUUGUUGGGCGAGGGUUUCGAAAAGCGUGCCGUGUUUCCGUUGAAAUUUAAAGGAUUACGAAUGACUUUUGUGACCGUGUGUGAUGAUAGCAGUGUUGAGCAAGGUUUGUGCCUUGAAGAAGAACAGUUCUAG
Messenger RNA from Glossina fuscipes, 888 nucleotides. Its product is annotated as phosphoglycerate kinase-like. Gene Ontology annotation, biological process: glycolytic process; gluconeogenesis. The transcript has 5 exons. NCBI's taxonomy places the organism in Eukaryota, Metazoa, Arthropoda, Insecta, Diptera, Glossinidae. Gene Ontology annotation, molecular function: ATP binding; phosphoglycerate kinase activity; ADP binding. Gene Ontology annotation, cellular component: cytosol. The record is from RefSeq and is a predicted model, not a curated record. The coding region runs from base 1 to 888 and encodes 295 amino acids.